This is a messenger RNA of Morone saxatilis (striped sea-bass), 8464 nucleotides long. It is a transcript of the gene tanc2a, whose product is annotated as tetratricopeptide repeat, ankyrin repeat and coiled-coil containing 2a. The coding region runs from base 49 to 5724 and encodes 1891 amino acids. Gene Ontology annotation, cellular component: dendritic spine. Gene Ontology annotation, biological process: regulation of dendritic spine morphogenesis. The record is from RefSeq and is a predicted model, not a curated record. Lineage: Eukaryota; Metazoa; Chordata; Actinopteri; Moronidae. Gene Ontology annotation, molecular function: protein binding. The transcript has 26 exons.
GAGGAGUUAGGACCCCCGCCCUCAGUAGACGAGGCGGCUGACGCUCUGAUGACCAGGCUAGGCUUCCUGCUCGGGGAAAAGGUAGUCGGUGGAGAGCCGGGGUCCCCUUACCACGCCCAGGAUGAUGGACAGAGGAUCUCUCCUUCCUCUAGUCUGGCCAGUAGCAGCACCUCCCCCUGCUCCACACUGCAGCCUCCUGCUGGAGGGGAGGGCAACAACAACAACAAGCACGCCUCCUCCAACAACGCCUCCGUCACCUCCCCAACCUCAACACUGGAGAGCAGAGACAGCGGCAUCAUAGCCACGUUGACCAGCUAUUCCGCUGAGUCGGCAGCGGAGCGGGACGGCAGUGCCAAGUAUCCCAGUGAUAGUUACCAUGGCAGCAGCCUGAACCUCUGGCAGCAGGUGGGCAGGCCGGUGGUGGCCUCCACCUCCUCUUCCUGCAUGGUAGCAGGAAGAGCGAAUGACGGCUUCCUGUACAGGGUGGAGGACAACAUGGCCGCCUCCACUUACAGCCUCAACAAACUCCACCCAGACCAAGGCCCCGGCUCCGCUCGCUCAUCAGGCUCCACCCACUCCAUCCCUCUCUACCUCAUGCCCCGGCCCAAUUCGGUUGCUGCCACUAGUUCUGCCCACCUUGAAGAUCUAGCCUAUCUGGAUGAGCAGCAGAGACACAUCCCUUCAAGGACGUCCCUCAGAAUGCCCAGACAGAAUUCUGGGAGUCGGAGUCAACAGGACCCCAGAGCAGUUCGUUUCACUCCCUCUCUCAACCUGAAGCCACUCCACUUUGAGGUUCCCAGUCUCUUGUCUGAUUGGCUGUUCACCGGCAGGGAGUGGCUUUUCCAGGAAGUGGAUGCUUGUCUUCGCAGUAGCGACCCAUCGAUUAGUCGGGGCGUGGUGAUCGUCGGAAACAUGGGCUUUGGAAAAACAGCCAUCAUCGCCCGUCUGGUGGCGCUCAGUUGUCAUGGAAACCGGAUGUGGCCAACCGCUGCCGGCAACCAGACCAUGCCUAAACGUGUAGAGGCUGUUUCUUUCUCCCAAGAUUCCUUGGGGAGAGGGGGAGGAGGAGAGGAAGGAGGAGAAGGAAGCUGUCCAGGGACUCCGGAGAUGAGGAGGAGACAGGAGGAGGCACUGAGGAGGCUUGCGGGACAGGUAGUCUCAUAUCAUUUCUGUCAAGCUGAUAACUGUCACACCUGUCUGGUUCCGGAGUUCGUCUACAACAUGGCGGCGAUGCUAAGUGACGCCCCUCAGUUGUCGGCCUAUCGGGAGCUACUGCACCGGUCACCACAGCUACAGAGCACGCUUAGUCUGCGCUCCUGCAUCCAGGACCCGAGCUCUGCCCUCCAGAGAGGAAUACUGGAGCCACUGGACGCUCUCUACAGGGAGAGGAAGUUGCACGUGGAUGGGGCGGGGCUUAUUAUACUAAUUGAUGGGCUGAACGAGGCAGAGUUCCACCGGCCGGACUACGGUGACACACUGACUUCCUUCCUGUCCCAAAACGUCCAGAAAUUUCCUUCCUGGUUGAAGGUCAUUACCACUGUCAGGACCAGUCAGCAGGACAUCACAGCUUCUCUGCCUUUUCACCACAUCUCUCUAGACAGGAUGGAAGAGAACAGCGCCAUAGACCAGGACCUGCAGGUUUACCUGAUGCAGCGCAUACACAGCAGCACUGAGAUCCAGAGCAACGUGUCUCUGAGCAAUGGCCGCCUUGACAACGCGGCACUGGCCAAGCUGAUCAGCCACCUGAAGAGCCUGAGCAAGGGCUCUUACCUCUACCUGAAACUGACCCUGGAUCUCAUAGAGGGAGGAUACCUGGUCCUCAAGAGCUCCAGCUUCAAGGUGGUUCCUGUGAGUCUGGCAGAGGUCUACCUGCUGCAGCUCAACAUGCGCUUUCCGACCCAGUCAUCUUUUCAGAGAGUUCUUCCACUGCUCAACGUUACUGUGGCGUCACUGCACCCACUGACCGACCAGCAGCUGUUUGAGGUGGUGAACGCGGGCGCUCUGAGCGGAGGAACGUUGCACUGGGGCGAGUUUGUGCACCGCCUGGAGCAGCUCUCUUCUUUCCUGCUGCGGCGGAACGACGGCAGCAGGAUGCUAAACCACGCCUCCUUCAGGGAGUGGCUGAUGUGGAGAGAGGAGGGUCAGGACGACAGGUUUCUCUGCGAUCCCAGGAGCGGUCACACUCUCCUGGCCUUCUGGCUCUGCAGACAAGAAGGAAAGUUGAACCGACAGCAGACACUGGAGCUGGGACAUCACAUCCUGAAGGCUCACAUCUACAAGGGUCUGAGUAAGAAGCUUGGGGUUUCCUCCUCAGUUCUGCAGGGGCUGUGGCUGUCAUACAGCACAGAGAGCCUGAGCCCCGCUGUGUCAUCUCUGCGCAACCUCUACACCCCCAACAUUAAGGUGAGCAGGUUGCUGAUUAUGGGCGGGGCUGAUGUGGAUUACCGUAGUGAUGUCCUCAACAACGCCCCACUGCUGUGUGUCCACGCUCACCUGGGCCACAGUGACGCUGUGGCACUGCUGCUCGACCACGGAGCUCAGGUGGAUGCACAGUCACAUGAUGGUUUGACCGCCCUGGGAUUCGCUGCUGCAGCUGGACAUCUGGACAUCGUCACCAUGCUGAGUCAGCACAAGGCUAAGGCGGGUCAUGUGGACAGCUCCGGUCGGUGUGUGUUGGUGCACGCGGCUCAGCGGGGCCACCUCGAGGUGCUGUGCUUCCUGCUGAAGCACGCAGACUGGAGCUGCACCUCCUGCUGCGGCCAGAGGGGGGCGAGCAGGUGCCAGGCGGUGCAGCAGGCUCUGAUUGCAGCAGCCAGCAUGGGCCACACAGAGAUGCUGUCAUACCUGCUGGAUCUUCCAGAGGAAGAUGAGGAAGAUGAGGAGAGACCUGAGAUCAAUACACCUGACAGUCUGUGGGGAGAGACAGCUCUGACAGCAGCAGCGGGAAGUGGCCGGCUGGCUGUCUGCAGGCUGUUGUUGGAUCAGGGGGCUGCUGUUGAGCAAGGCAACAGGCGGGGUGCGGCUCCGCUCUUCAGUGCUGUGAGGCGUGACCACUGGCAGGUGGUGGAGUUGUUGUUGAAUCACGGGGUGGAGGUGAACAUGGUGGACCAGCAGGGUCGUACAGCUCUGAUGACAGCAGCCUCAGAGGGACAUAUGACCACCGCCCAGCUGCUCCUGGAUCAUGGAGCCUCUCUCGACCAGACCGACAGGGAGGGCUUGACGGCGCUGAGCUGGGCGUGUCUGAAAGGCAAGCUCCAAUUGGUCGGAGAGCUGGUGGACAGAGGUGCAGCCACUACUCAUGCGGACCGCAGUGGACGGACACCUCUGGACCUGGCUGCCUUCUGUGGUGACCCAGAAGUGGUGCAGUACUUGGUGGAUCAUGGUGCAUCUGUGGAGCAUGUGGAUUGCAGCGGGAUGCGUCCUCUGGACCGAGCGGUGGGCUGCAGAAACACUUCAGCAGUCAUUGCUCUGCUCAAAAAGGGAGCCAAAAUAGGACCAGCGACCUGGGCCAUGGCGACCUCUAAACCAGAUAUCUUAAUGGUUCUGCUGAGUAAAUUGAUGCAAGAGGGAGACAGACUGUACAAGCAAGGUAAAGUGAGGGAAGCUGCUCAUUCCUAUCAGUCAGCUCUCCAGAAGUUUCCAGGGGAUGAGCUGAAGACGUUCAGACAGCUGAGAGUAUGUGUGCUGCUCAACCUGUCACGCUGCCACCGCAAGAUGAAUGAUUUUGGCCUUGCUGAGGAGUUUGCUACCAAGGCGCUAGAGCUGAAAGCUAAAUCCUACGAAGCUUUUUACGCCCGAGCCCGUGCCAAACGCAGCCGCAGACAGUUCCAUGCCGCCCUGGAGGACCUGAUUGAGGCCAGCCGCCUGUGCCCAUCCAACCGGGAGAUCCAGCGCCUGCUGUCCCGGGUUAAGGAAGAGUGUCGGCAGGCUGCACAGCAACAAGACUCUCCCCCUCCUUCAUCACAUCAUGUCUAUCAGCAAAAUGUGUCCAUCAACGAGGCGAGGAGCAGAGAUUCAGGUUGUCUGCAGGUGCAGGACAGGGAGGGGCUUACAGAGGAGGAGGAGGAAGAGGAGGAAGAAGAGAGUUACAGAGAAGGAGACGCUCUUCCUCACUCCUCCUCCUUCCACCCUCCACCUGUGGUUCAAAGUCUUGACACCCACUGCCGCCCUGGAGGGCCAUCACCCUCUUCGCUCUCCCCCACUCACCUUUAUCAUCACCUCACCAGCCCCGCCCACUCCCCCUCCUCCUCUUCUCCCUGUCACUCGGCGCCUCCUCCCCCGUCCUCCUCCUACCGCCACUUCAGCCCGCCUCCCUCCCCGAUGCAGCAUCAGCAGCGAGCCAGCCCAAUGUCGGAAAGUAUGCCUGCAUUGUCAGGUAAUGGAGGUCUGCACCACUAUCCGCAGUCCAUCUCAGCCCACCAUCCGCAGUCCAUCUCAGGUCUCCACCACUCAGACCAGAACCAGGGAGUGCAGCAGCACCACCAUCUGCCCAAUCAAAGAUCCUUCCAGAAGCAGAGCCCUGUUCAAGGCCAGUGGCUCCAACCAGCCAAAGUCCAGGUUGUCAGAACCAGUCAGCCCAGUUCCUCAGCCCACUCCAGCAUGAUUUUGGGAAGUUCUGCUUACUCCCAGUUUGGCCAGCUACCCCAAGAACUGGCUGAGCUGGGGGAAGGCAUUUGCCCAAACCCCCUAGAUAUCAGGCCUAGUCUGCAGGUCCAGGCUAGUCUGAGCUCUGGAGUUUCAUAUCGAGAUGAUGUGGAUGUUGAUUAUGUUGAUUAUGCAAGACCUGCAUCUGCCUAUGUAAGAGAAGGAGGAGGGGAGAGGGCGGGGAUUAAUCGAUUUGGCCAGGCCCGUCAGUUAAGCCGGAACCAGUCCAAAGCAGCCUACUAUCCCAUGGAAGUUACUGAGGCGACAAUAGGACCUCCUGAUAGCCUUCAAUCAUCACACGAUUAUCAAUACCACCACCAGGGGGGACUGCGGCGCCCACUCAGUGCCCACCCAACUUCCGCCCCAGCUCCUCCCCCGAGGCCUCUUGUCCACUCCCAGAGUAUCAGCGUCCGUUUCUCCACCAGCAGCGGCAGCCUGGCUGGUGGGCGGCCCGUUAAUCAUGGCCCAGCCUUCAGGACCUCUACCUCCGCCCAGCAGAUGGAUUUACCAUCAGAUCUGGCCUCUGUUGGAGAGGUUUCUGGUUACCAUGACGAUCUCUUUCUUAUCUCCUCCCCUCAGUCUGAAACGUGCAUGGUAGGAGGCGGGACUUACCCUGGAGAGGCUGGCCGUUUAUGCCGGAACACUCCUUUUAUGGGCGUUGUUGACAGGACCGCGAGGGUGCACCAGCAGUAUCAACAAGCCCCUUCCAGUUCUGCGUCCUGUCUCAGCCCUUCUCGAUCCUGGGCCGUGUCUUCAGUGGACACGGUCGUCACUUCGCCGAGCAAAAACCCCACCAAUCAAGGCUUCGGGCAACUCCAGCCAUCGUCUAUCGCCUAUCACAACCGCAGCAACAACAAUGCACACAAUGGUCACCUGCUCCAUGACAACCAGCGCGACUACUACGAGGUGGUGCCGGGCAGCGGCCAUCAGAGUGAAGGCUCGGUGCAGGUUGCCAGUCAGAAUCCCUCUUACCUGGAUGUGAAGCUGGCUCGAACGCUGCCAGUGCUCCAGAGUGACAGACAGACAGGACCUACCUCUCCUGUCAAACCAAAAAGACCCUUUGUAGAGUCCAAUGUGUAGAGAAGAGCUUAAAUGUUAAGUCAGAGACAAGGGAAGAGUUUAAAUGAAGAGUGGUUAAAAAGAAACGAGUGCACUUCAGUUAGGCUUUGGAAUUGUUAAGGCCUGGCUAUGCUUGAAACUGACUACUUUGUACGACUCUUAGUCCGUACAACAUUCAGAGGGGCGAGACGCAAUAAUUGUUGAAAUGGGGACAACAGCACACACUUUCAGUCUUUCUUAGAAAGUGAGUACAAGAGAGCUUGAGAGAGAAGUUCCUGCCUACCUGGCCCGUCGCUGCAUGGAGUGGGCAUGCUUGCAGGAUCGUAGGUUUCGGAAAAAGAAGCAAUUCCUUUGAAGCAUACGGAUUCCUUUAUUGUUCAGAAGAGAUCUGGGAAGGUAGAAAUUAAACAUAUAGGUGGGCUAUGGAACAUAUUGCCUGUUACAGGUCAGGUCCGACAACUAACCAGCCCGAUACAAAGCAACGAAACAAGGACGAAGGGAAUGAGCGAAGGACAUGAGAUCGCUCCUUCCAUUAGAAAGCACAAUGAGGACGAGAAAGAGUUGGGGAAAUCAGAGACAUCAAGAAAGACACCAGGUAGCACUUUCUUCCUUUCCUCCCUGUUCAUCUCUGGCUUACAGGACAUUUCAAAACUGAAGUCUCACUGAACGCCCAUAAUGCACUGCUCUAGAGUUUUUCUGCCAAGUUCACUUACGCAACUCUAGACGGUGACAUUCAGUCGGACAAGAGAGACACAUAAGCACCACUAUCACCUUCGUCUGCUGCUGACGCCUUUAAAGAAGAUUUUCCUUUCAAGUUCGAAGCGCUUAAAUGAUACAACGACUGGAAACCUGCACAGUCACUGCAAGAUCCAGGCCCAAAACUUGUGCCAGUCAGAUGCUGGUCAGUGACCAGGUCCCAAGCCAUAGUUUGAGAAACUAGGAUAAUGCUGUCAUUGAAAAAGCACUGACUUGUUGUACAUACAAACAAAAAUAUGUGAUAUUUAUCUUUUUUAAGUUAUAUCUGUAUUAAACUGUAUAAAUAUUGUUUCUCUUAAAGCUGUAUAUUCCUUUUGGAUUUGCCUUUAUAUGUUUAUUUGAGGGUUUUUCACACAGGACAUGGGAAUGGAAACCAGCUUUCAAAAAAGGAGAGCGAAGUCUCUCUUCCUGCGUGUGUGUGGUGUCAUCCAUCUGCAAUGAACAUCCUAUAAAAAGGCCUUUAAGACUUUUGGAUUUGUUUUUUCUUUUGUUUUUUGGUUUAGGUAGUUAUUUUUGUUUUUUCUAUGAAGGUCUUUUGUAUUACAUAGUCCUGAAAGUCCUAAUUUAUGCAAACCACAAGGAUCCCAACUGAUACACCAGGGACCCUUACAUUGCCAUGGAAACAUAGUGAUUACAUGCCCCAUGAGUUGGUGAUUGGCUCCUUCUACUCUCAGUAACCCCUCCCCCAAAAACAGCGAUUGUCCAAUCAUCGCUUAGCAACCGUAACUAAGCACAGCAUGGCCUGUCAAGCUCUGUAUUUUUAUAGUUCUGCAUUUGGUGUAUUUUUAUUCCUAGCCUUUCCAAAACCAAGCAAGUGCAAGUGUAAGGAAUGGAUUUAACCUGGUUUAUCUUCUCCAACCUGAGCUGCAAUCAUCACCGUGCCUGGCUAAUUAGCUUAAUACAGUAGUAAUUGAGCGUUACAUCCUAGGCACUUUAUUAACCAACUACAUUAGUUUGUAGGGUUGCAGGUUAUGUAACAAAGCCCAGUCACCACUAGCAUCUCCAUUGUGUAGCAUUUAGCCACUGUUUGAAGGCUCUGUGAUUAUAGCUUGAGUUCAGGUCUUCAAAGUUUAGAUCUUAAAAUAAUGAUUAAUGCUUUAAAAAUAACGAUUUCAUUUAGUUUAACAGAAAUGAAUGGAUUGCUGAUAUAAAGGCCAAUUAUGUUUGUUUUUUAAGUUUUCUUACACCCCUUUAAAUCAAGAAGGCCACCCACAUAAAACCCCAAUAUUUGCUGUGUGAGAAUGGAGAGCUUGACAGGCGCAGCGACAAUAACAAGGGGAGGGGGUUAGUGUGACUAACAAGAGGUGGGACUAAGCGUUAAACUUUUUAAAGCGUAUUUUAUGCACACAAAUGCCUGAUUUUUGUACAUUUCUUUUUGUUUCUAAUAAAUCAGCCUGGUUUCAGACACGCUGAUGCUGAUAGAACCUAUGACCUCUGACCUCUCUGUCACGGUAAAGUCUCUGUGACCACUGCCCUUAUUUCUUACUGCUCAGGAGUUUCCAGCUGUGAGAAGACGUGGUAAUGCGUAACCACUCUGGUUCACGAGCCGUUUUCACGGUCAGACUGCUGGGUAUGGUAUGUAAGUCUGGCCACUUAGAAGGAUGAAGUACAUUAUUAGCAAGUUAAUUGGAUGUCCAAGAGUUUCACAUGAUUAAAAGGAUAGUCAUAGUACAUCAGUGUUAGCUUUAAAUUCUUGAUGAGCUGGAUGACAGAUGUGUUGUCUGCCAAUAAAACAAUGUGUUGUGCUGUACAUGUAGGAUGUAACCCCCAACCUGCUUAGGGGUCCCGAGCUCACAUGUAAUCGAGCAUUACUGUGUGCGUGUGUUCCCCGUCAGUGGGUUUACUGUGGGCUUUUUCACUCUGUGUAACAUAGGUUAAUAUUUAAAACCCAGGAUGGUUCUAACAGUAAGAAGAAGAUUUAAACAUUUAAAACGACAUGAAUGUGUCAGCUCGUGAAAUUACUGACUGCUGAAUUAACAUGACAAAGGGAAUAAAGCUGAAUUAA